ACGAUUCAUUACUCUAUCAUCAGCAGCAGCAACAACAACAUCAUCAGAGCCUAUCAUUACAUCAUCAUCAACAACAACAACAACAACAACAACAACAACAACAACAACAACAACAACAACAACAACAACAACAACAACAACAACAACAACAACAACAACAACAACAGCUCAAUCACAACAAUCUAUCAUCACAAUCUCAAUCUUUCUCACUCUCGCUGGAUAGUCAGGACCUCCUUGCUCACACACCUCCGACAAACAAUUAUAAUGGACACAAUGACAACAAUGCAGUUGUGAUACUCUCUUCAGACGAUGAACAAGAUGAGGGUGACGACAAGAUAUUCACACCAACACCUCCAAGAUACACACCUCCUGUCAAGCCCUCCACCGCUCGUUCUGGCAAACCAAUCGAUCUGGACAGUGUUAGCGAUGCUGUUGUCGGUAUCAAUGUAGAUGAGUUGGAGUCAACAAACGACAACAACCAUAACACAAACAACAACAGCAACAAUGAUAACAAUAAUCAAUCUACACUGGCCAAUCAACCGGUCACAUAUAUCGAUAUCACCAAGAGCGACAACAAUCAGCCCACCACUGCUAUGUUAAGAAGGAACGAGAACAAUGAAGUAAUCGUUGACUUUCAACUCACAGAUAAUGACAAGGUCAGCACUGCCUAUCCUGUACCAAACAUUCCCGACACCAGUCUUGUCGUCGAUCUCUUCUACUUGGUCAGAGGUCGCUGUGAUCCCGACAACAUAUGGUCAUUCACAAUCGAACAGUACAACACACUGAUGGUUCACAUUCAGGCUCUCUAUAAAAAGGGUCUAACACAGAGUCUCUCAUGCAAAGUGAUGAUCAAGAGAGUACCUCGAGAGGUUAUGUCAUUCCUGGUCAAUCCUUGGUAUGCCUCUCCAUCAUUCUUGCCUCCAUCACUAAAUGUUGCAUUUGAGCCCAACCGCAUCCCCUCCAAUCUGUUGGCCAGUCUGUUACCCUUCCAAUUCAAAGGUGUUGUGUUUGGAGUACAACAUCAUGGAGUUUGUCUCAUCGCCGAUGAGAUGGGUCUGGGUAAGACCAUCCAAGCACUUGCAAUUUCAUCAUACUACUAUCAGGAGUGGCCAAUACUCAUUAUAUGCCCAUCCUCACUGAGAUAUACAUGGUCCAAAGAGUUGGAGAAAUGGUUCCCAAAUCUAAUUGGCAACAUCAAUGUUAUCAUGACUGGUGAUUCAAAAGCAAAUGGCUUUGUCAACAUUGUCUCAUAUGAUCUGGUCAGCAAACUGUACGACAAUGAACUGUCCAAGCGAUUGUUCAAGGUGAUAAUCUGCGAUGAAUCACACUACCUCAAGAAUGUCAAUGCCAAGAGAACAUCAUUCGUCCUCCGACUGAUCAAGAUGGCACAGAGACGCAUAUUGCUCACUGGUACACCUGCACUCUCACGUCCAAUCGAACUAUAUCCUCAAUUGGUUGCUCUGGAAUCACCUAUAUAUGCCAACAUUAACGAGUUUGGACAACGAUUCUGCAAUGCAUUCAAAGGUCGUUAUGGUUGGGAUUAUACUGGCAACUCACAUCUUCCAGAGCUUCAUGUAUUAUUGAGAGGUAUAAUGAUAAGAAGGUUGAAGGAUAAUGUUCUCAAGGAGUUACCACCAAAGCAUAGGAUGCAGAUCACGAUCGAUGUACCACUGAACAUGAGGGGUACACUCAAAGAGGUAUUCUCAUCCAAUCACAAACGAUCAAUGAUCUCAAAUGGUAAACUUGUCGACACUGAACGCUCAAAGAUGCUGUCACUGUAUCAAGAGACGGGUAGGGCAAAGUUGCCAGGAGCACAGGACUACAUCACAAAGCUUAUCAAGGAAAAGAAGAAGUUCUUAAUCUUUGCUCAUCACUCAGAGGUCCUCGAUGGUCUUGAGAAGGCAAUUCAAGCAACAGAUGCUGGAUAUAUGAGAAUAGAUGGAUCAACUCCUCCCUCCAACAGACAAUCACAUGUUCUUCGUUUUCAAAACAGUGACAAAUGUCAAGUGGCGCUAUUGAGUAUCACUGCAGCUGGCACUGGAUUGACACUCACAGCAUCUUCAUUGGUGGUCUUUGUCGAGCUCUACUGGACACCUGGUGUGCUGAGACAGGCAGAGGACAGAGUGCAUCGAAUUGGUCAGAAGGACGAGGUCAACAUUCAUUAUCUCAUUGGAAAGAAUACCCUGGAUGACAAAAUAUGGCCAACCAUAUGUAACAAACUAGAGGUGUUGGGAGAGACCUUGGAUGGACAGGAAGAAAUAUUGCAUACCAAACAUCUUGAUCUGAGGGUUAUCGAUGUUGAUGAUGACGAGCAAUUGUUUAAUCUUAUAGGUGAUGAUCCAUCUCUGUUCCCACCUCAACCUCAACAGCAAUAUGGAAACUUUACUGAUUUGGAUGAUGAUGAAGAGGAAGCACCUACAAACGAUCUCAAAGCCAAGAGGAAGAAAGAGCCCUCCAUCACCACCUCUGAUAGACCAAAGCCUCAUCUAAACUUUGUCCAACCAACCAAUCACAACAACUUCAACAACAACAACAGUAGUACUGUAUUCCAUACCAUGCCACUAUUUGUGAAUAGGCAACCUACCACAAGUACAACCACCACUACUGCCACAGCAACAUCAGUAGCACAUACAACAACUUCACCAGGCAAGUCUAUGAACAGCCGUAUAUUUAGCAAUUCCCUGCAACCACCUCCUAUGAUCGUCAGACCUCCAACUAUCUCACCAACGAUCCAACGACAUUCCAUACCACCUCCUAACCAUUCAACAAUCUCUUCCUCGCCUCCUCCAUUCUUUAAUCUUGUAAAGGAGGACGUGGAGGAGAUCGACGACUGA
Messenger RNA from Acytostelium subglobosum LB1, 2834 nucleotides. RefSeq lists its product as hypothetical. The record is from RefSeq and is a predicted model, not a curated record. Gene Ontology annotation, biological process: replication fork processing; DNA repair. The annotation marks the transcript as partial. Gene Ontology annotation, molecular function: ATP binding; ATP-dependent chromatin remodeler activity. Gene Ontology annotation, cellular component: nuclear replication fork. The transcript is spliced from 5 exons. NCBI's taxonomy places the organism in Eukaryota, Evosea, Eumycetozoa, Acytosteliales, Acytosteliaceae.